Cylas formicarius (sweet potato weevil) is the source of this 1074-nucleotide messenger RNA. It is a transcript of the gene Vps2, whose product is annotated as charged multivesicular body protein 2a. Lineage: Eukaryota; Metazoa; Arthropoda; Insecta; Coleoptera; Brentidae. The record is from RefSeq and is a predicted model, not a curated record. The transcript is spliced from 3 exons. Bases 94 to 780 code for a protein of 228 amino acids. Gene Ontology annotation, biological process: protein transport; late endosome to vacuole transport; endosome transport via multivesicular body sorting pathway. Gene Ontology annotation, cellular component: multivesicular body; ESCRT III complex.
UUCAUCUGUGGUUUGUUGACAAGUGACUCAGAAAAUAUUUUUAUGGUUGAUUUAUUUCUCGUUUUGUAAAAGACAUUGUCAAAUUAACGAAAAAUGGAGUGGUUAUUCGGAAAGAAGGUAACACCGGAAGAAAUGCUUCGGAAAAACCAGAGAGCAUUAAAUAAAGCUAUGAGGGAUUUAGACAGGGAAAGACAAAAGAUGGAGCAGCAAGAAAAGAAAGUUAUAAACGACAUUAAAAAACUCGCCAAAGAGGGUCAAAUGGACGCUGUUAAAAUAAUGGCCCGGGAUUUAGUGAGGACUAGACGUUACGUGAAAAAGUUUAUGUUGAUGAAGGCGAAUAUUCAAGCUGUUUCUUUAAAAAUACAAACGUUGCGGUCUCAAAACACGAUGGCUCAAGCCAUGAAAGGCGUUACCAGAGCUAUGGCAAAUAUGAAUAGGCAAAUGAACUUACCACAAAUCCAAAGAAUAUUGCAAGAGUUUGAGAAACAGUCAGAAAUAAUGGAUAUGAAAGAAGAAAUUAUGAAUGAUGCUAUCGAUGAUGCAAUGGAAGGUGACGAGGAUGAGGAGGAAAGUGAUGCUGUUGUGAACCAAGUGCUAGAUGAAUUGGGCCUACAGCUAACAGAUACUCUAUCUGGGUUACCACAGACAGGUGGAACGUUACCCGCCUCAGCAAAUAAGCAACCUGCAGCUGCUUCCAUUGCUGCCGGUGGAAGUAAUGGUGGGUUAUCGGACGCUGAUGCCGAUUUACAGGCUAGGUUGGAUAACUUACGCCGUGAAUGAUAAAGAAUUUUACUCUAAGGCUUAUAGCUAGUGCUUUUUACAAAUGUAUAAAUAUACCUUAUUGUGUUAUUGUAAAUAUAUUUUUUCCAAUUUGCUUAGAAUAAGACCUUUAUUUAAAUAAUUAUAACUCUUAAGCACAAUUUGGCAGUGCAAAUUUCCACUAAUUAAGUAUUAAAUUAAUGACCUUAAUAAACCUCAAUAAAAAAUAUAUUAGUUUUAUUUUUAUGAAAUAAGAGCAACAAUAAUUUAUCUCAAUUUAAAUGUUUAUAUAUUCAAAACAUGUUAAUAAAAAAA